Messenger RNA from Halteromyces radiatus, 824 nucleotides. RefSeq lists its product as uncharacterized. Bases 232 to 744 code for a protein of 170 amino acids. NCBI's taxonomy places the organism in Eukaryota, Fungi, Mucoromycota, Mucoromycetes, Mucorales, Cunninghamellaceae. The transcript is spliced from 3 exons. The record is from RefSeq and is a predicted model, not a curated record.
CUUUUCCAAUUUUAUUUCAAGUCAUCAUCACUUCUAUCUAAAGUAAAAAACCAUCCAUUAACAUCAUAACAAAAAGAAGCCCUCCAAAAAAGGAAAUAACUGUACUUUUCUUUUAUUCUUAUUAUUAUUAUUUAGUUUGUCUCUUAAUUCAUCUUUUCUCUUUGUAUAAAAAUAAUAUAUUUCAUUUUACAUUCUUCAGUAACAUUAUCAUCAGUCACAAUUUAUCAACUAAUGCCAUUCAUGGAAACCAAUAGUCAUAAUAGAUAUAGUCAAAGUACCACUACUCAUCAUCACUUACAACCUCGUAGCUAUGGCUCUCAUCUUAAUACUUCACAUAAAUUACCAUCAUCAUUACCAACAAGUCGAUCAAUGAAUAUAAGUCCUAAUGAUGAUGAUGAAAGUUUGUACCUAUUAUGGACUCAUCAGCUCUUGGUUGAACGAGGGUUUAAUCCUACUCCCAUUGGAUCCAAAUAUAGUAUUGAUGAUAAUAACCAUGAUGAUGAUGAUGAUGAUGACGAUAGCGCGUCAUCUAUUUCCAGUAUAUCUGCUGAUAAUGAUGAUAACAAUCUUUCCUUACUUUUCUCUACUCCAGCCUCAGUUACUUCUCCCUCAUAUACACAUUCUAGUUCUAUGAUGUUAAUGGAUCCUACUACCACUUUGACUACUACUACUACUACUAGUACUACCCCAUCACAGUCAUAUAUAUCUUCUUUUUUUUCUUGUAUCCAUUAUUGUUUUUCCUAGAUGUAUAAAAGAAAUAUAUUAAGAUUCAUCAUUGUUCUGUUGAUUCACCUUUUAUGUUACAUGAAUGAUGAAUAUUAGGC